UAAAAUAUGUAACCAAUUGCAAUUAACCGUUGGUUUCAAAACACCUACAAAUUCUAGUAGAGUUUGCAAAUCUACCAGAACUCGGUUCGACGCGCAUCUACCCUCCUUCCUAAUGAUAAACAUUUGUAGGUAUGUAGGCACGUAGCACGUACCGAGCAAUCAAAUCACUCAUUAUCAUCAUCGAUAACGGCACGAGACGGCCGGCAAUCUGCGCGUCGUCGCGUGUGAAUAUCAUAGGAGCGUCGCGGCGCGGUGCCUUAUUGCGGGCAAACAACCGACCGACGACCCACCCCAUUUAGUAGCCAGCUGGUAGCGUUGGAAUUAGUCCAUUACUAACACUCGCCGUACAAUCAUCGCGUCAUUUCGCCGCGCGGACGACAACGGUGUCGCACCACCAGUCAGUACCGGAGGGGUCAGUUUCCGUCGUUAGUGAAGGUGUGUAGUGACGACGACCUUCAACCUCGCGUCGUCGUCGUUGUCGUCGUCGUGUCCUUGCCGGCCGCGUUUUCUCUGAAGUGUAAGGACCGUUUCGAUCGAUUUCACUUUAAUAGCGCCUACCGCCGCUGCCGCGCCGCGAACUCCGGAGUGGAAGACGUUCGGGACGCAUUGCUGUUUUACGCAGAACGAGAGCUGGUCAGUGAUUCAGCACAAAUCUGGCGUCUUAUCAGCAGCGACGGGCCCAAUAUUUACGCCUCGAUUGGUGGAGUGCGGUUCAGCGUAAAACGGCUGACUGGCCGGUGGCGCUCGGUUGGGAUGCUCUUCCCCAUGAAUGAUUUCAAACAAUAGCUGAAGAGGAGGCAUUCGUCUGUCGGUCACCGCGCGCUCGAUUUGUUUGUUUGCUUGCGUGGGUACAGAGACAAAUUCCGCUGCAUCUGUCGCUGGUGAGUCAACCGGGAAAUACCUGCUAACCAUGACUAGCAGCUGGAACAAAUUUCAGCUACUGCUGUGGAAGAACUGGACCAUCCAGAAGCGGCAUUACAUCCAAACCCUGUUCGAAAUUCUGAUCCCCGUGCUAUGCUGCUCGAUGCUGAUACUGGUCCGUGGACUGGUCGAUCCGGAGAUGGUCGAUCAGCCGACGGUCUACCACCCGAUGCAAGCAAAUUACCUAGUCAUCCCCGAAGUUACGUCGCCUCCGGUGAUACCGAAGCUUGCCUAUUCUCCGAAGAAUGAAGUUUUGGAAAGCUUGCUGCAGCAGGCCGUAGAUGACCACUUGUGGACGCUUAACAGUUUGGAACUUGAAGGAUACGGCAGUGCACGUGACUUGGAAGGUCUGCUGAUUCAACAGAACUACUUUGUCGGAGUGGAGUUCGAUGACAGCCUAGCGAACAUAACUUCCCUCCCGGACAAAAUCCACUUUUCGCUACGAUUCCCAGCGGAGACACGACAGUGGAGAUGGCUGUUCGGGAACUGGCGAACCAAUCUACUGGUGGUACCGUUUUCGCCGGGAAUUCGUAACGGAGAUAUCAACCAUGGAGGCAGCCCAAGCUACUACGCCGAAGGAUUCAUCCCCAUACAGGCAGCCAUAUCGGCUGCAAUUAUGGCCAGACGCGAUCCAGACGUUGACCUGAGAAAUGUCCUGUUGAGGCGCAUCCCGUACCCACCGUACUACAAGGACGAACUCCUACCAGCCAUGGAGCAACUGCUUCCGUUGAUCAUCCUGAUCGCGUUCUUCUAUACCUGCAUCAACACCGUCAAGUACAUCACCAUCGAGAAGGAGCGCCAGCUCAAGGAAGCCAUGAAGAUCAUGGGUCUGUCCAGCUGGCUCCAUUGGACGGCCUGGUUUGUGCGGAGUUUGAUACUGCUGUUGAUCACCAUUUCGCUGGUAACGGUUCUAAUGACGGUCAGCCUGACGACCAAUACAGAUCAAUCGGUACUGCAGUACACGGACUGGUCCGCCCUGUGGGUGUUCUUGCUGGCGUUUGCGAUUACCACGAUAUGCUUCUGUUUCAUGAUGAGCGUGUUCUUCAACAAAGCCAACACCGCCGCCGGAAUAGCCGGCCUGAUGUGGUUCCUGCUGAUGAUGCCGUACAACAUCACGGUACGGAACUACGACGACAUGGGCACCGGAUCGAAAAUUGCUCUCUGUCUCCUGUCGAACACGGCGAUGUCCUACGGAGUGCUGAACAUCGUUCGCUUCGAGGGAAACCAAGCUGGGUUGCAGUGGUCCAACAUGUUCACCCCGUCGACCAUGAACGAUGGGCUGAGCGUGGGGGUGAUCAUCGUUAUGCUGCUGGCGGACGCGCUGAUCUAUCUGUGUAUUGCGCUGUACUUUGAACAGGUCAUGCCGGGGGAGUUUGGAGUUGCCAAGCCGUGGUAUUUCUUGUUUACCAGGGAGUUUUGGAAGCGAAAUAAGGUUGGUGACGCGUAUGGAGGUAUGAACGGAGUUGUGAAGCCAAUGCAAUCGAAGUACAUUGAAGAGGAUCCUCCGAUUGAGCGGGCUGGAGUUAGGAUUCGACACUUACGUAAGGUCUACGGUAAGAAGGUUGCCGUUGAUGGUCUGGACUUGAACAUGUACGAAGAUCAGAUUACGGUGUUGUUGGGACACAACGGAGCAGGUAAGACAACCACGAUGUCGAUGUUGACGGGGAUGUUUUCGCCAACCUCGGGGACGGCGCUGAUCAACGGCCAUGACAUUCGGACUGAUAUUGAAGGAGUUCGGCUGUCCUUGGGGUUGUGUCCGCAGCACAAUGUGUUAUUCAAUGAAUUGACGGUGGCUGAACAUGUUAAAUUCCUUGCAAAGUUAAAAGGGGUGAAGGAUGGUGAAGUUGCGGCAGAAGUCGAGAAGUAUGUGAACUUGUUGGAGUUGACGGACAAGAUGAACGCCCAGUCCAGAACUCUUUCCGGGGGAAUGAAGCGGAAACUAGCGGUAGGAGUGGCGUUGUGUGGGGGAUCCAAGGUUGUGCUACUGGAUGAACCAAGUUCUGGAAUGGAUCCCUCGGCGAGAAGGGCUUUGUGGGAGCUGCUGCAGAAGGAGAAACUCGGAAGAACUGUUCUGCUGUCUACACACUUCAUGGAUGAAGCCGAUGUUCUUGGAGAUCGGAUCGCAAUCAUGGCAGAGGGACAAUUGAAGGCCGUUGGUACUCCGUUCUUCUUGAAGAAGAGUUUCGGCGCCGGUUAUCGGUUGAUUUGCGUGAAGGAGUCGAACUGUAACAAGGACCGUUUGCUGGAGAUCCUGAAGGGCCACAUUCCUGAUGUUGAGGUGGAGACAGAUAUUGGAUCCGAGUUGACUUUGGUCUUGCGGGAGGAUUACGUGAAACAAUUUCAGCCAAUGUUGGAGAACUUAGAGGACAAGAUGGAGUCCUGUGGCAUAUCCAGCUUCGGAAUAUCAUUGACCACGAUGGAAGAGGUAUUCCUUAGGUCCGGUACUGAUAAUUUUGAGAAGGAUACCGUGGAAAACGGAACGGUCAUACUGGCAGCUUCCAGUGAAUAUUCUUUGGACAAUCUGCACCUGCUCACAGGAAACCGUCUGCUCUUCAACCAAAUCAAAGCGCAGUUCUUGAAAAAGUCACUGGUCACGUUCCGUAGCUUGAUAACCCUGUCUAUGCAGAUCCUCAUACCCAUCGUAUUCGUACUUAUGACCUACAUCAUCAUCCUGAACUCCUCGGCCAACCAGGACUUACCAGCCUUGGACAUCAAACUGGAAUCCUACACACACUCAAUUACCGUUUUAGAAGACCAUCAGUCUGACACUUCCGUAAGACAAUCAUACUCCGCUCUGUUCGACAACCUGAACCCGAACCACCAACUUAUCGUAACCCAAGAAGACAUGAACGACUUCAUUCUGCGGAAGUCCAUCGAAUCCAUCGCAACCGUCAACACGCGCUACUGGGUAGGCGCCACCCUGAACUCCACAUCUCCAACCGCUUGGUUCAACAACAAAGCGUUCCACUCAGCCCCACUUUCCAUCAACCUUCUGUUCAACGCCUUCCUACAAUCCGUCUGCCCAGAGUGUGAAAUCCAAGUCACCAACAAACCACUUCCGUUCCAGUUGACGACCCGUUUCGAUCAACUGGAAACCGGGGCCAACUCGGGCUUCCAGUUGGCCUUCAACACCGGCUUUGCCAUGGCCUUCGUAGCUGCCCUGUACAUCAUGUUCUACAUUCGCGAGCGAACUACGCGAUCCAAGUUACUGCAGUUCGUCAGUGGGGUGAAUGUGGCGUUGUUCUGGGCUGUGUCGUUUAUCUGGGACUAUUUGGUGUUCGUCGUGGUGAGUCUGUUCUAUCUGGCGUCGGUGGCUGCCAUCCAACAGGAUGGAUGGUCGAGCUUUGAACAGCUGUGUCGAGUGUUCCUGGUGCUGCUGCUGUUUGGAUUCGCAGUUAUUCCAACGACCUAUCUGUUUUCGUACCUGUUCGACGUUCCGGCAACUGGGUUCGUUAAGAUGAUGUUGUUGAAUAUCAUAUCCGGAUCGGUGUUGUUUACAGCAGUUACCCUACUGAAGUUCGAGGGCAUUGACCUGCAGGAUGUAGCUGAAGUGCUGGAAUGGGUUUUCAUGCUGUUUCCCAACUUUGUGCUGAGCCACAGCUUGAACAAUCUGAAUAUGGUGGCCAGUACGGAGGAUCUAUGCGCGAAGCAGUGCGAAUUGAUUCCAAUGUGUACGAACGAGUUGUUGUGUUUGUUGAUACCGCAGUGUUGUGGACAGGAGAUCUUCACCUUCGACGAGGGAGGAAUCAAUAGGAAUUUACUGUUUUUGGUUGCGAUAGGUGUUAUAGCGUUUGGGCUGAUCAUGUUCAUAGAGUUCAGAGUUUUUAAGCGGAUCUUCGAUAGGAAGGUUACAGUGGCUGAGGCUGAUGAUGGAUCUGCGUUAGAUUCAGAUGUUCUGGAAGAGAAACAGAGAAUCGCCGCGAUGAGUCAAUCGGAGAUCAACAGCUACAACCUCGUAUUGAAGGAUCUUUCGAAGUACUACAAGAAAUUCAGGGCUGUGAAUAAUCUGUCCGUGGGAAUACGUCACUCAGAGUGCUUCGGAUUGCUGGGAAUCAACGGAGCUGGGAAAACAUCCACCUUCAAGAUGAUGACAGGGGACGAAAGCAUUUCUGGUGGUCAAGCUUGGGUCAACGGAAUCAGUCUGCAGACAAACAUGAAUCGAGUUCACCAGCAGAUCGGAUACUGUCCACAGUUCGAUGCACUGUUAGAGGAUAUGACUGGGAGGGAGACCCUGAGGAUGUUCGCUUUGCUCCGUGGAGUAGAGAACGCUGAGCUGAACAGCGUAUCGUUGGCACUGGCGGAAGAGCUGAACUUCCUGAAGCACAUCGACAAGAAGACGCGAGAGUACAGUGGAGGCAACAAGCGGAAGUUGAGUACGGCGCUGGCACUGAUCGGGAAUCCGGCGGUAGUCUACCUGGACGAACCGACUACGGGGAUGGACCCGGGUGCAAAGCGACAGUUCUGGAAUGUGAUAUGUAAGAUUAGGGAAGCGGGGAAGGCGAUUGUGCUGACUUCGCACAGUAUGGAAGAAUGCGAGGCGCUAUGCACAAGGCUAUCAAUUAUGGUCAACGGGGAGUUCAAAUGUCUGGGAUCGACGCAGCAUUUGAAAAAUAAGUUCUCCGAAGGUUUCUUGCUGACCGUUAAGGUUAAACGGGAGCCAUCGGACAACCUACGAGCGAGAAUGGAUUGGGUGAAGAUAUUCGUGGAGCAGAAGUUCACCGGGGCCGAAUUGAAGGAAGAGUACCUGGACUCGCUCAGCUUCCACAUUCCUCGGACAGACCUGCGAUGGUCGGCGAUGUUCGGUCUGAUGGAAGCGGCCCGGGACGAGCUGGAAAUCGAAGACUACGCCCUGGGGCAGACCUCGCUGGAACAAGUAUUUCUUUAUUUUACCAAAUACCAAAGAGAAGAUCAAUAAACUGGCGACAAAGUCGCAUUAUGUACGUA
Molecule: messenger RNA, 5865 nt
Organism: Aedes albopictus (Asian tiger mosquito)
Lineage: Eukaryota; Metazoa; Arthropoda; Insecta; Diptera; Culicidae
Product: phospholipid-transporting ATPase ABCA3
Exons: 8
Coding region: 911-5836 (1641 amino acids)
Biological process (GO): lipid transport; transmembrane transport
Cellular component (GO): intracellular membrane-bounded organelle; membrane
Molecular function (GO): lipid carrier activity; ATP hydrolysis activity; ABC-type transporter activity
Source: RefSeq, a predicted model, not a curated record